This is a messenger RNA of Jatropha curcas, 759 nucleotides long. It is a transcript of the gene HCF153, whose product is annotated as high chlorophyll fluorescence 153. The record is from RefSeq and is a predicted model, not a curated record. Lineage: Eukaryota; Viridiplantae; Streptophyta; Magnoliopsida; Malpighiales; Euphorbiaceae.
UUUCAACCACCAGGCUAAAGCCUCGAUGGUUCUUAUUUCUUAACAUUUGGCCAUACGAUAUCCUCUCCAAGUUCUUCCCUCCAAAAGCGCCCAUGGCCAUCUUCUUAGCCCCCAACUCCGCCACUCUGACACUCCCAACCGCCUCCAGAAGCAUCCGUGCCUCCUUCAAGCCUCUGCUCGUGCCAACCUCGCUGGCAAUUCGCUUUGCCGGAGACGGCCAAACCAAGAGAGGUUUGUCUCUGGUCACACGCGCGGGUCCCAGCACGACUAGUUACGUGUUUGCUUUCGUGUUUCCUAUGUCUCUCCUCAUUGCCACCGUCAUUACCUCUAUUAAAAUUGCUGAUAAGCUUGAUAGAGACUAUCUUGAGGAGCUUGCAAUUAAUCAAGCAAUCAGAGAAGCAGAUGAAGAGGAUGAUGAUGAUGAUGAUGCCAUUGAUAUUCCAACAGAGGAAGAAGUGAAGCAGCCAGCACUUCGAGACACUCGAACUCGCAACCGGCCUAAACGAGAGGCUUAGGCUUCAUUUACAUUCUUGUUUGUAUGAUUAUGAAUUUUUGAUUUGGAGUCACAUGCAUUAGCAGGCGAACCAAUAUAGAAAGCCAACUGUAGCCCACCUAAAAUUUAUAAUGAGCUUCCAACUUUAGAUAUAUUGCUCCGUAAUUGUACUUUAGAUUUUAGUUGAAAUUGCUUUCUCUUGGCCUUCAUAAUUAUAUUGUAAUUGUCGUAGAUAAUCUAUAUACUUCUAAUGCAAUUUUUAGUAA